UAGAACUGCCCCAUAGGAUUUCCAAGGCUGUAAUCUUUAAGGAAGCAGACUGCCAUAUCUUUCUCCUGCAGAGCAGCUGGUGAAUCCGAACCACGAAACUUUUGGUUAGCAGCCAAACAAGAGUUUAACCACUGCACCACUAGGGCUUCUCAACAGCUUCGUAACAACAACAACAAAAAAAAACCAGUGCCAUUGAGUCGAUUCCGACUCAUAGCGACCCUAUAGGACAGAGCAGAACUGCUCCAUAGAGUUUCCAAGGAGCGCCUAGUGGAUUCGAACCGCCUACCCUUUGCUUAGCCGCCGUAGCACUUAACCACUACGCCCCCAGGGUUUCCCGACAACUUCCUAGGUACUUAGAAUUAACCCAAAUUCUUUCACCUGACCUGACCUCUGUCUUCCUCUCAGACUUACCUGAUUUAGGCUCACUGGCUUUUUGCCCCCAUUCCUGGGAUUUACCAAAUUUAUUUCUACUUUAUGAUCGUAGCAUUGGUGAAUUCUUCUGUUGGAAUCUACUACUAGUUGGCUCCUUACUGCCAUUCAGAUCUCAGUUUAAAUGGGACUUCCUCUUUUCCUCUGAGAGGAGGUAUCACUAAUCUAAAGUGGUCAUUUCUUAUCACCUCUUUUAUAGCACUGAAGACUAUCUGAUAUCACCUUGUUUAUAUGUUUGACUUCCCCCACUGGGUUUUAAUGUUCAUGAGAACAGUAACCUCUUCAGUCUUGUCCAGUGCUCUGUUCCCAAAGCCUGGAGCAUAAAAUAGAGCUCAAUAAAUAUGUUGAAUAAAUGAAUGUAUUGAGGAUUAAGAUGAUGAUGACGACGAUACCUCAUACGACUUGGCCACAAAUUCUAGCAAUUUUUCUAAGAACAAGAAUUGCCAUUCAGAGGUUAGAUUCUGGAAGACUGGGGAAAUCUGACGACUGUCACAAAAAGGUCUGGGGCUGAAGGCUGGGGGAAGAGAAGGGAAUAUAUUUAAAUGUUGGCCUUCUUUCCCCUAUCCAAAGACCCCAGUGGCCUUGUAAAAGGGAGGACUAGAGUCAUUUGACCAGAAACUCCAGCUCAGACACAGCGGGCAUUUCCCAUUCGUGGUUCUUCACAGCCACUCCGCUAGUUGCAAUUGCGCAAACCUCUCUAGGACCCCGGGUUCCUUUCUGUUUCUUUAUGAAUGAGCCGGCUCCAGUCUGCGCACGCGCAGCUCCCAGCUCUCCCGCUCCACGUGAGACCCACCCUUCCCUCCUGCUCGCGACCCCGCCCUUAUUCUUUCUAAUAGACCAAUGGGGAACAACCUGGGGGGCGGAGCUCGGAGCGGCGCGGCAGUGUAGUUCCCUCGGCGCCGGGCUCCCUCGGUUUAGUCGUGCAGUGUUGUGAUCACGUGGCCGGCUCCGGGCGCGGCGCUUGUUUUGGUUUCCCUAUAGCUUGGCCCUGGCAGCUUCUGGGUGAGCGACUUUCUUGCACGGUUGCCACGCCCGCUUACACCCUGAGCUCCUCUUCUUCGGGCUUUCUCAGCCUGCAGUUCUCCAAGCCCCUUGGGGCGGGCUCCUGCCAUGCCGCUGGUCCGCUACAGGAAGGUGGUCAUCCUCGGAUACCGUUCUGUAGGGAAGACAUCUUUGGCACAUCAAUUUGUGGAAGGCGAGUUCUUGGAAGGCUAUGAUCCUACAGUGGAGAAUACUUACAGCAAGAUAGUGACUCUUGGCAAAGAUGAGUUUCACCUACACCUGGUGGACACUGCAGGGCAGGAUGAGUACAGCAUUCUUCCCUAUUCAUUCAUCAUUGGGGUCCAUGGUUACGUGCUUGUAUAUUCUGUUACCUCUCAGCAUAGCUUCCAAGUCAUUGAGAGUCUGUACCAAAAGCUACAUGAAGGCCAUGGGAAAACCAGGCUGCCGGUGGUGCUAGUUGGGAACAAGGCAGAUCUCUCUCCAGCUAGGGAGGUCCAAGCAGUUGAAGGGAAGAAGCUGGCAGAGUCCUGGGGCGCGACAUUUAUGGAGUCAUCUGCUCGAGAAAAUCAGCUGACUCAAGGCAUCUUCACCAAAGUCAUUCAGGAGAUUGCCCGUGUGGAGAAUUCCUAUGGGCAAGAGCGUCACUGCCGACUCAUGUGAGCCUUUGGGCAUGGGGUAACUGCCUUAUUUCUGCCGCUGGCAUUUGCCAGGCUCCA
Molecule: messenger RNA, 2147 nt
Organism: Loxodonta africana (African savanna elephant)
Lineage: Eukaryota; Metazoa; Chordata; Mammalia; Proboscidea; Elephantidae
Gene: RHEBL1
Product: RHEB like 1
Exons: 8
Coding region: 1540-2091 (183 amino acids)
Biological process (GO): small GTPase-mediated signal transduction
Cellular component (GO): plasma membrane
Molecular function (GO): GDP binding; GTP binding; GTPase activity
Source: RefSeq, a predicted model, not a curated record